AUGCCUGGUAACGGAGCAGCUCAAAUAAAAUGCGAACCACUAUCGGAUGACGACGACAGCAAUUCUUUCGCUCACGGGUUUUUAGCCAAUCAGUCCGAAGGCUUGGAGGAGUUGGCACCGCUGGCGCCGGCGGGGCCCGCGGCGACGCCUGUCUGCGUGAAGCAGGAGCCCUCGGACGCAGCCCCGGCCUCCGCCUUGGAAACGCUGGAACCGGCGCCCCAUGCCACGGGCUCCACUCUUCUCGACAGGCAUAUGUCCAUGCUGUGCUCCCCCGAAGAGCCUGACUCCUCUGACUUCAUGCCUCUGCUGGCGGUCAAAGAUGAACCACUGUCCGAAGGCGAACAACAACACUACAGCGGCGAGGACACCAGCGACUCGUGCGGCACCCAACCCGAGCCGGCCCCCAGGGCGAGCCCCAAAACCUGGACGCAGAAGGAUAUGGAGAACGCGCUCGAGGCGCUGCGGAAACAUAACAUGAGUCUCACUAAGGCUUCAGCGACAUACGGCAUUCCGUCGACGACGCUCUGGCAGCGAGCACACCGGCUCGGCAUCGACACGCCGAAGAAGGAAGGCACCUCCAAGUCGUGGAGUGAAGCUGAUCUCAGGGGAGCCCUGCACGCAUUACGAGCGGGAGCAAUUUCCGCCAAUAAGGCUAGCAAAGCCUACGGGAUCCCCAGCAGCACGCUGUACAAGAUAGCUCGCCGCGAGGGCAUCCGGCUCGCGGCGCCCUUCAACGCGGCGCCCACCGCGUGGCGGCGCGCCGACCUGCAGCGCGCGCUCGACGCCAUCCGCUGCGGCGCCAGCUCCGUGCAGCGCGCCGCCUCGCAGUUCGGGAUACCCACAGGCACUCUGUAUGGUCGCUGCAAACGCGAGGGUAUCGAGUUGUCUCGCUCCAAUCCCACUCCUUGGUCGGAAGACGCCAUGGGGGAGGCGUUAGAAGCUGUCAGGGUAGGACAAAUGUCAAUAAACCAAGCAGCCAUCCACUUCAACCUGCCUUACUCCUCGCUGUAUGGCAGAUUCAAACGAUGCAAGUACCAAAUGCAGACACUUCAACCAAUGUCGCAAACAGAUCAAAAGCCAAUAGAAAUGGAGCAGACGUGCCAACCGCACGAGGUUUUCUACCAACAUCCGGAGCAGUACAUGCAACCUACAGAUAUGAUGGAACAAAACAUUCAAAAUAUUCCAAUGUUCGAUUACCAGGCGUACUAUCAAAAUGGAGUCGUCAGUUGAGAGUACGGGGCCUCUUAUGGGGAGGCCCCUUGACCCAUCCGGGGUCGAAAUGGCUGUGUGUUUUAACGUUAUUUUACCUGGCAAAGCCAAAAGAAGGGUCACGAAUUUACAGUAUUUUAAUUUUUCAUCUCGGUAAAGAAAUUGCGACAAACCUGUAAUCUUUUGUAGGUAGCGCUAAAGUUGCGCAGGCGAAGGUACCUAUUAUUUUUAUUGAAGCAUUUGGUAAUACAAGUAUUGUGUUAAUUGUUUGAAUUGGUUAUCAACAGUUGAGGGGUUAAGUAAAAAUUAUUGUUCAUCCUUAUACACUUAUGCUUAUUUGUUGAUAGUAUGUUUGGCAUUGCAAGCCAGAAUAGAGAGAAAGAGAAGAUGUAAAGGCUACAUGGUUGUUUCAAAAUGGUUAGUGAUUUUGAAACUGUUUGUAAGAUAAGUUAGGCUAAGCCAGUAGUGAACUGCUAGAUUUAGUUUUAAGAGAAACUGCCAUUACUAACGAAAAUACGUAAUUUUUGAGGGUUGAUAAGUUUUAGAGUGUAAAGUUAUUCUUCCGUGCCAUAAUACUUACGUAAGUUGGGAGACGAUAUCGUCUAUUUUUCUGUAUAUUUUUAAAAAUUACGUAGUGAAAAAUAUUAUGUUUGUAGUAAGGUAUGUCCAAAUGAUAUCCGUACUAUUUUAAUGUGAUAGAUUUAAAAUUUUUAUGUACUAUUUCAAAAUUAUUUUUAAUUAUUGUACGUAUAACGCCAUCUGUUAAGACAAAUUUUAUGUUUGUUUUGAGAUCCUGUCCAUAGGUGGCGCUAUAAAGUACUUUAACAGAUGUUGCAAUGCUGCGAUAGAUGGCGUUGUAAUAUUUCGAUUUUGAAGACAUGUUCAAACUAGCAAUAACUAGUCAUUAAUUCGUUUUUUUUAUAGAGAUUAGUGGCUUUUAGAUCUUUUUAAAAACCAACAGACUGAACAUGCUUUUUAUUGUAAUAUAUAUCUUAGUGUCAUCCCAUUUAAUUUCGUUGUGAUUAGGAUGAAAAUACAAGAAUUAUACAUAAAAAUGUCGUUUUAUUUGGCAAUGGAUGUGUGUACAGGCAUAAUUAUAAAAUCAAUAAUUUGCUGGUAUGUAUAAUAAUGGUAGACUGUUAUUUGCAAACUGUAAUAACAUAUUACAAUAUAGAAUAAAUAAAGAAAUAAUGCCAGCUAAAUGACUGAGUCUUUUUGCCAAAGUUUUUCUUUAUUGCUGUUUUUACUAAAUUAUGAGAUUUAUCGAUAUUUCUCAAUAAUUUCGAUUUAUAUUAUCUAAUUUAUUAUAUAGAUGGCGCUAUUAACAAUGUAUUAUUUAAAAUCUUUAUUUCUGUAAAUGAAGCUCCACCUAUUAAUACAUUUUUCAUGUUUGUUUUGAAAUCCUGUUCAUAGGUGGCGCUGUACAGUACUUUUAUGAUGUUGCAACGGUGCGAAAGAUGGCGUUGUAAGAGUUCGAAUUCGAAAUAAUGUUCAAAUUAGCAAUAACCAUUUAUGAACUAUUUUUUUUAUAGCAAUUAGUGGCUUUUAG
This is a messenger RNA of Amyelois transitella, 2758 nucleotides long. RefSeq lists its product as uncharacterized. The transcript is spliced from 9 exons. Gene Ontology annotation, biological process: regulation of transcription by RNA polymerase II. Bases 1 to 1230 code for a protein of 409 amino acids. Gene Ontology annotation, cellular component: nucleus. Gene Ontology annotation, molecular function: DNA binding. Lineage: Eukaryota; Metazoa; Arthropoda; Insecta; Lepidoptera; Pyralidae. The record is from RefSeq and is a predicted model, not a curated record.